This is a messenger RNA of Erigeron canadensis, 1159 nucleotides long. Its product is annotated as expansin-A7-like. The record is from RefSeq and is a predicted model, not a curated record. Gene Ontology annotation, biological process: plant-type cell wall organization. Gene Ontology annotation, cellular component: extracellular region. The transcript has 3 exons. The coding region runs from base 215 to 1018 and encodes 267 amino acids. Lineage: Eukaryota; Viridiplantae; Streptophyta; Magnoliopsida; Asterales; Asteraceae.
AACAAUAAAACCUGCUGGCACGUUGUCACCCAGUUUCAGCUUAGUACAAACCUUUACUUUGUGUGUCCUUAUAAUAAAAACUAUUAAAGUUUGACUUGCAAAAAUAUAACUCUUCGUGAGGGUCACAAACCCACUCUUUUCUAGCAAUUUUUCGGGUCCUAUAAAUGUGUCUUAACUUUUUUGAAGUCCAUAGGAAAUAAACAUAAGUAAUACAAUGGCUUUAUUUCAUCCAUCAUGGGUAUUCUGCCUUGCAAUCACCGUAUUUGUUUCAUUUGGUUCGGUAUUGGUUGCAGCGGGGUAUGCUUCCCCUCGUGUGCCAAUUGUGUACCGCCCGAGUGCAUGGACUCUUGCCCAUGCCACGUUUUAUGGGGAUGAGUCUGCAUCUUCAACCAUGGGCGGUGCUUGUGGAUAUGGAAACUUGAUAACAAAUGGAUACGGCACGGAUACUGCUGCAUUAAGCUCCACACUAUUUAACAACGGAUAUGCAUGCGGACAAUGUUAUCAGAUGAGAUGUGUCACAUCUCCAUGGUGCUCGAGAGGCAUUGUUACUGUAACCGCCACAAACCUGUGCCCCCCUAACUGGUCUGAGGACUCCAAUAACGGCGGAUGGUGCAACCCACCUAGAACCCAUUUCGACAUGGCCAAGCCCGCUUUCAUGAAAAUCGCUCAAUGGAAAGCCGGCAUUGUCCCAGUCAUGUACCGUAGGGUGCCCUGCGUAAGGAAAGGGGGUCUUAGAUUUUCUUUCCAAGGAAACGGCUACUGGCUCCUCGUCUACAUUAUGAACGUUGGUGGUGCAGGUGAUAUCAAAAGCAUGUGGGUCAAAGGAACCAAGACGGCUUGGAUAAGCAUGAGCCAUAACUGGGGCGCGUCAUAUCAAGCCUUUGCAACACUUCGCGGCCAAGCCCUUUCAUUUAGGCUAACUUCCUUCACAACCAAACAGACGAUAACAGCUUACAAUGUUGCCCCGGCUAACUGGAACCUUGGAUUAACUUACCAAGCUAAUGUCAACUUCCAUUAAUUGAUGUAUCGACCUCAUUGCAUGUUAAUCAUGUCGAUUUUUGCAAAUUUUUCUUUAGGAUUUGCAACACGUUCUUUUUGCCUAUUAAUACAUUGUUUGUGUUAUUACUUGUAAUACCAAAAAAAGAAACUGUUUAAUUAC